This is a messenger RNA of Coniosporium apollinis CBS 100218, 561 nucleotides long. RefSeq lists its product as uncharacterized. The transcript has a single exon. Gene Ontology annotation, cellular component: nucleus. Gene Ontology annotation, biological process: regulation of transcription by RNA polymerase II. The record is from RefSeq and is a predicted model, not a curated record. Lineage: Eukaryota; Fungi; Ascomycota; Dothideomycetes. Bases 1 to 561 code for a protein of 186 amino acids.
AUGGACAAGCACGACCGGCCAUACAAAUGUCGGGAGCCAGGCUGUGAGAAGCUCCUCGGCUUCACCUACUCAGGCGGACUGCUGCGACAUCAGCGCGAAGUGCACAAGAUGCACGGCGGCACGAAAGAGGCCUUGUUCUGCCCAGUCAAAGAGUGCAAGCGGAGUUCAGGUCCUGGCUUCACGAGGAAAGAGAACUUGAACGAGCACAUGCGGCGAGUGCAUCGGAGAGCUUCGGGCUCGUCUGAACCUACGGCGCGGAAAGAAGGCCCGGAAGUGGAAGCUGAGCAUGAGCAGUCGGAGGCGCCGUCGACGGACGCGCCUACGCCGGGGGAGUUCCGCACUGUCAACAACGUACCUGCGACCGGCAAGCGAAAACGAGCGUUCCCUACGGCGGAGCAGGGCAUCGACACGGACGAAGCGAGCUCAGAAGUGGAGAUCAAGCGUCUCAGGCUUGAGACGGAAAGCAGAGACGAGAGGAUACGGCAGUUGGAGGACGAGAAUGCAAGGCUCAAGGCGAGGCUGGAUUACCUCGAAGACCUGAUGGCGGCAAGACCGCAGUGA